Helicoverpa zea (corn earworm) is the source of this 634-nucleotide messenger RNA. RefSeq lists its product as uncharacterized. The record is from RefSeq and is a predicted model, not a curated record. NCBI's taxonomy places the organism in Eukaryota, Metazoa, Arthropoda, Insecta, Lepidoptera, Noctuidae. Bases 94 to 540 code for a protein of 148 amino acids. Gene Ontology annotation, biological process: sensory perception of smell. The transcript is spliced from 5 exons. Gene Ontology annotation, molecular function: odorant binding.
UCUAUGGGAAUUUUAUAUAAAUAGGGCUCAGGAUCAUAUUCAGGUCACACACAGCUGAAGUUUCAACUAGAGUACAAAUCUAUAAAGUACAAAAUGUCCAAACUCACUUGUCUUGUUUUUGCUGCAGUGGCUGUGGUUUUCAGUAACGUCAAUGCUGACGAUGACGAGACGAGAGCAUCUUUUCGUCAAGUUUUGGGUCCCUUAGUAAUGGAGUGCAGAAAUGAAUUCGGUAUCACCGAAGAUGAUUUGAAGAAGGCUCAACAAGAACGCAGUCCAGAUGCUCUAAAGCCUUGCUUCAUAGCUUGCGUUUUUAAGAAGUUCGGAAUCAUAACAAGCGCUGGUAAAUACGACUCAGAUGCCAGUAUUUCCAGAAUAAAAGAUGUGGUGAAGAAUGACGAUCUCUUUGCAAAACUGAAGAGCGUUGGAGAAAAAUGCAAUUCAGUGAACGAUGCUUCUGUGAGCGAUGGUGAUGCCGGGUGUGAGAGGGCAGCGCUGCUGGCAAAAUGCUUCAUAGAAAAUAAAUCUGAGCUCUCCAUUUAAUCGAUGUUCAAGAACGAGUUUCACCAUUAGCAGAAAAUCAACAUAGGCAAUGAUUUGUUUUAUUUAUAAGGAAUAAAUGUUAUUUGAAUUAGCA